UCCCGUGAAAGGGUCGGCCCAGGACUUCUGGUCCCGGAGAGGGGCCGGGUUCCGAUGGGGGUUAGAAGAGGAGGCUGGAGAUGUGGAAGGCGGCGGUGCUCAUGGUGGCUGCGCGCCGCGGGACCGGACAGCGGGAGGGAAUAUGGCGGCGCGGGCGCCCCCUCCCCCGCCUCGCGGAGCGGGCAGCGCUCGCCAGACAGAAAUAGCAGCCCCCGCCCCGCCUCAGCGGCGCCGCUCUAGUGCCUGGGUCGCCCGGGGAGGCGGGAGACAGCCCCGGAAGGCCUCGGCCCAGCCCCCAGGCCCUGCCCGCAGUCGGCUCCGUCACCGCCUUGCACACCCCCAGAGACGGGGAGCUCACUACCUCACACCGGAGAACUCCUUCUCCCUGUGAUUCCUGUGGGUUGCGGCUCUGCCGCUGUGCCCCUCGACCCUCCCCUUAUACCACCGCCUGGGGACAGCCUUGACACAGCCAUGGGAAAAGGGAAGACCAUGGAGACUUCAGGAUUCUCCUCCCAGACUGAGGACCACAGUGAAGUCCACAGAGAUAUAAAAGAUGAAGACAACGGACAGACAGAUUUCCAAGAGCAAGAUGGAAAGACCGGAUUCUCUUCCCCGAAACAAUAUGAGAGAGACAAAUCCUCCUCCUCCUCUUCCUCUUCUUCAUCUUCUUCCUCGUCCUCUUCCUCCUCCUCCUCCUCAGACAGCGGUGAUGAGGACCACAGAGGAAUGAGGGAACGUCGGCGGGGCCACAGGAACAGCUCACCUGGUGCUGAGCAUGGGGAGCCUGAUGUUUUGAAGGAUGAGCUUCAACUCUAUGAAGGUGCCCCUGGAGAGAUGGUGCCUUCUGGGGAAGCAGGACUCCGGAGAAGAGGCUCUGACCCAGCAAAUGGAGAAGUGGAGGCCUCUCAGUUAAGAAGACUGAAUAUAAAGAAAGAUGAUGAGUUUUUCCAUUUUGUCCUCCUCUGCUUUGCUGCUGGGGCCUUGCUGGUGUGUUAUCAUUAUUAUGGAGACUGGUUCAUCUCUCUGGGGGUCGGCCUGCUCAUCUUCGCCUCCCUGGAGACCGUUGGCAUCUACUUUGGGCUGGUGUACCGGGUCCACAGCAUUCUACAUGCCUUCAUCCCCCUCUUUCAGAAGUUUAGGCUGAUGGGGUUCAGGAAGACUGAAUAAGGCCAGGCCACAGCUUGACCAUCCCUGCAUCCCCUGGACACCCGUGGAGAGAGCAGUGUUCUAGGAAUCACAUGGAUAGGCCAAGCUAGGGCAAUAAAGACCGGGCUUUUCAUUCCAUGGGGUCUGAACAUCAGCACCAGCCUGGGCCAGGCUACCAUUUGGGUAGCAUUGACAUGCAAUCCGGUUGCCAGGAUGGAAAGUGGAGGGAGAGCGGGAGUGACCUGAGCCCUUCAUGCUACCAGGAUCAGCUGGAGGAAUCUGGGAUGUCACUGCUCUCAGCCCUGCAAGCUGUCAUCUGUCUGGUCUUGUGCAUUCUCUCACAUUCCUCAGGCCAACCCUGGGGGCUCUCAAGUCUACAGAACCAUCCCUGGACAGACAGACAAUCUGCUGCCCUGAGGCAGGGAGCCACCAGGCCAGGCCUCCUGGGUGAACCUGGUACAGGUGAGAUGUUGGGGACCAAAGUCACAGCCCCACCCCCCAGUGACAGUCACACCACCCUGGACUCCAUCAAGAUUCGAAUAAACUUUCUCUUUCCUGGACUAAAAA
This is a messenger RNA of Choloepus didactylus (southern two-toed sloth), 1713 nucleotides long. It is a transcript of the gene TMEM40, whose product is annotated as transmembrane protein 40. The record is from RefSeq and is a predicted model, not a curated record. The transcript has 13 exons. NCBI's taxonomy places the organism in Eukaryota, Metazoa, Chordata, Mammalia, Pilosa, Megalonychidae. Bases 472 to 1167 code for a protein of 231 amino acids.